Molecule: messenger RNA, 1152 nt
Organism: Cyphellophora attinorum
Lineage: Eukaryota; Fungi; Ascomycota; Eurotiomycetes; Chaetothyriales; Cyphellophoraceae
Product: DNA-3-methyladenine glycosylase
Exons: 3
Coding region: 1-1152 (383 amino acids)
Biological process (GO): base-excision repair, AP site formation; base-excision repair; DNA alkylation repair
Cellular component (GO): protein-DNA complex; nucleus
Molecular function (GO): alkylated DNA binding; DNA-7-methylguanine glycosylase activity; DNA-3-methyladenine glycosylase activity
Source: RefSeq, a predicted model, not a curated record
AUGUCUCUCCGACGGUCUGCAAGGACCGCCAAUAUGACUACUACUUCCGCAGAGACUGGACCAGCAACCAAGAAAAGGCCAGCAGCCACUUCGGACGACGCAGCUACAGCUACAAAGAAGGCGAAGGCUUCUGAAAAGUCGCCAAUAGCCGAAAAGGACGACGGUGUGUUCAAGAAGCCUACAGCACCGGCAACACCAAUCCGGAAGCGAAGAGCAGCUGCUGGCAAAGAGCCACCACCCCUCACGCCAACGCCCAGUCUUGUCAAUGUGAUGCGCGCUCCAUACUCUACAGGAGACAUAGAUGACGCCACGCCACCUCCCGAGGACCGACCCGUGGAACCACACAUCACUAAUGCCGCCCUUGUCACUCCAGGCGGGACUCAGACGGUAGCCUACACCAAUGGCCUUCCCGACUCAUCACCUUCCAAGACUGGUCUGCCUCGUCCUACAGCAACUACUGGUUCACUACUCGACAAGGCGUACGCACACCUCAUCAGCGUAGACUCGAACAUGGCACCUCUAAUCGCAAAACAUCAGUGUGCAAUCUUCUCUGCCAAAGGCCUAGCCGAGAAGAUCGACCCCUUCCGGUCCCUUGCAAGCGGCAUUAUGGGCCAGCAAGUCUCCGGAGCAGCUGCUAGGUCGAUCAAGAACAAGUUCAUUGGACUUUUCGCGGAAGAGGGUGCCGCAAACGCCGGCUUUCCGACGCCAGCUGUUGUCGCUAAGACUCCGAUUCCAAGAUUGAGGUUGGCAGGGCUAUCAGAACGAAAAGCAGAGUACAUCCAAGGACUAGCCGAGAAGUUCACGACAGGAGAAUUGACCAAUGACAUGCUGAUGAAGGGGACGGAUGAGGAGGUGAUGGAGAAGUUGAUUGCGGUCAGAGGACUGGGCAAGUGGAGUGUGGAGAUGUUCAUGAUGUUUGGGCUCAAGCGCGCCGACAUACUUUCGACGGGCGAUUUGGGGAUUCAGAGAGGAAUGGCGGCGUUUUUCGGCAAAGACGUGAAGAAGCUGAAGGCCAAAGGUGGUGGCAAAUGGAAGUAUAUGUCAGAACAGGAAAUGCUGGACAAGAGCGCCCCGUUCGCCCCAUACCGCUCAAUAUUCUCAUGGUUCAUGUGGAGAGUAGAAGAAGUCGAUGUCGAUGUCAUGCAACAGUGA